Molecule: messenger RNA, 378 nt
Organism: Guillardia theta CCMP2712
Lineage: Eukaryota; Cryptophyceae; Pyrenomonadales; Geminigeraceae
Exons: 1
Coding region: 1-378 (125 amino acids)
Biological process (GO): protein ubiquitination
Molecular function (GO): ubiquitin protein ligase activity
Source: RefSeq, a predicted model, not a curated record
AUGGAGCUGAACAGCUACGUCCUGAGAGGAGGAAGCGAGGAGACGAGCUGUGUGAUCUGCCUAGAAAACUUGACUGAAGGGGCUCAAGUUACUUCGUUAGCGUGUGCACACAUGUUCCAUGCGGCCUGCCUCAAGUCUUGGAUCCGUCAAAAGGGUUGGGAUGCCUCCUGCCCUCUCUGUGUGACCAAGAUUUUUGCGAAUGAGACCCACAAGAAGCGGUCUCCGGACGUCAGCCUCCGCAGCUCAUCACACGAACUUUCUUUCAGUCAAGUUCAUGAUCAGCGCAUCGCAUCGAACAGCGGUUUCAAACCUUGUUGUGCUGUGUUUGCUGUUAGUGAUUAUGCAGUUUGGUUUCAAGUCCUUUGCCUCCUCUCCUGA